CCAAGAUCCACCAACCCCUUCGCCCGUUCGGCUCGGGAACGAAGGUUGGUUCGAUGAUCACGAAGACGGAGGAAGUAUGUGCGUUGUUUCUUCUAGCGUUGCCUCGUGGUUUGAGGGUGGGAGUUGACGGAACCAAUCGUAGGUACGAGAAGGGUGAUCAUGUGCCCCUCCCUGUAUGCCAACAAGGUCCGUCUCAUGAUGAUUUCCUUCCUUUCCAUUCUAUUCUUGCCACAUUGUCGCUUUGGGCUUUAUUCUUAUUUAGGUUCGAAUUUGGUGUAGAAACAUGUGAGUAGCAAAAAUGAUAAGUAGAAGUAAUCAGAUCCUAUGAACUAGCAGACUUGAUUGAAGCAAAAUGAUCUUUGAGAAUGGUUACUUGACAUCCAUGAAUACAGUGAAACAAAAUUUUGUACAAGUUUCUCUACAAUAAAGAUAAGAUGCUGAAACACAGUGACAAGCUUGAAAUUUUGAUUGCGGCCUUUUAGCAUACACCUCAAGAUCGAGUAGUGUUAUCAGCAGACAACAUACGAUGGAUGGACCACAGCAACACUCACCAAUAAGAUAACCGAAGCAUAGGUCAACAAUCUAGUGAGAGGAUAAAAUAGCACAAAUGAAAUAAAUGUAGCUGAUCCAUUUUGUGAUCUCAUCUUUUUCAUGCGGAUGAUCUAUUGAUUAAUCUUAUCUUCUUUCAAUUUAAUAAUAAGAAAAAUCAUAACGCUUGAAAUUAUUGGCCCUAAAGUAAUAAAUAUAAUUGCUAGAAUUUGCUAUCUAUUUCCCUCAGUUGAUGUUAAUGUUAUGUGUGCACACCUGAGAAAGAAACAACUUUUCCUAAAUGAUACUCUAUUGCACACUUAUGUUUGGUCUUCUGCUCCCCAUUUCGCCGCCCGCCGCUGCCACCGCGAUCGCGCCCGUGCCAAGAUCCGCAAGACCACGUUUCUCAAGGCGAAGAGGCUCGAAGAAUUGGCAACCGAGAUCAAGAAGCAGAAGGAAGGAUCGAAGGAGAUGCAGAUUACGGACGAGGACACAAAGGGGAAAAUGGUGUUGGAUUCGAUUGUUGAAAUUAGGGCUGAAGGAAGCAGCGUUCUACCUCGUGGUGAUAUGGAAUCAGGGGUUUCUUCCCAGGAAAACCUAGAUGUGCUAUUGGCCGCAUCCCUUGCUGCGGAGGAAGAGAUGGAGAUCAAUAAGAAUGUGCUUACAUCCGAGGGUGGUCUGGAUGAAGCGGAGGACGACAAUGAAGAAAUGAUUUUUCCAAUGGAUAACAUCCAUAUAGAUCCAGCAGUUCUAGCCUCCUUGCCUCCAUUGCAAUUGGAUCUUCUUGUUCAGAUGAGGGAGAGCAUCAUAGCUGAGAACAGGCAGAAAUAUCAGAAAAUUAAAAAGCAUGGUUAAUUGCCAUUCAUGUUGCACGGAGAGUCAAAGGGAAGCAGCUUUACUAUUAGGGCAAUUUUCUUCAGCCGAUUCAGAUUGCAAGGCACUUUGUCACCUGACUUUUUUCUCUUUGGCCUAUCAAAGUAUAAUAUCAAUUUGCACCAGGAUAUACUCUUGUUUCUUACAUUUGUCUGCAACCUUGAUUUCUUGCGGGUGCAUAUUGUUCAGGGAGGUGCUCUCUGCCCUCUGAUCGGGAUGCUUCAGUCCCCAGAUAUUCAACUUAAGGCGAUGACUCACACAAACAAGCUGGUAUUGUCUACAAUGGCGGUUUGGUGCCUCUUCUUAAACUUCUUGACUCAAAAAAU
Molecule: messenger RNA, 1727 nt
Organism: Musa acuminata AAA Group (dessert banana)
Lineage: Eukaryota; Viridiplantae; Streptophyta; Magnoliopsida; Zingiberales; Musaceae
Product: DNA repair protein UVH3-like
Exons: 8
Coding region: 793-1383 (196 amino acids)
Cellular component (GO): nucleus
Molecular function (GO): DNA endonuclease activity; single-stranded DNA binding
Source: RefSeq, a predicted model, not a curated record